CAUAUUAUGUUAAUAUUAUUUUUCAAAGAUAUAAUACUGAUGGUGGUAUACUACUACUAUACUGUAUGAGAACAGUCUUUUACCUACUCGUAUACAUGUGAUGUUGUAAUUUGUAAUAUAAGGUAUGUGUUAGGCAUAAUGAAUAAUAAUUAUUGUGAUAUAAAUGAUAUAAUUAAUAAAAAAAAUUUAGUGAUAACUGAGAUUUUGGAAACUGAAGAAUCAUAUGUAAAUCAUUUGAAAGAAAUUGUAGAGGAAUAUUUGGAAUAUUGGAAGCAUAAACAAAUAUUGUCAAAAGAGCAUUGUAAUCAAUUAUUUGGAAAUAUCACGGAAAUUUAUGAAUUUUCAAGAAUAUUUUUAAAUGAAUUAGCAUUGGCUAAUAAUAACGUAACACAAAUUGCUCACUGUUUUUUAAAGAAUCAUCUUAAGUUUAUCAUUUACUCAACAUACUGCAUCAAUUUCCAAAAUUCUGAUGUAAUAAUAUCAAAAAUAAUGCAAAGUCGACUAUCAACCAACAUCAUAUAUCAAAGGCAAAAAGAAUUAGGACAUCGUCUUUCACUUGGAUCUUAUCUAGUACUACCCGUACAGCGUAUUUUAAGAUAUCAUUUAUUACUAAAGAAAUUAGCAGCAUAUACUUCAUAUAACGAAAACGAUCACUCUAUAGUCGUAAAAGCUUAUGACAAAAUGGUUAUUUUAGCUAAAAUUAUUGAUGAGACGAAAAAUAAAUAUGAAAAAGAAGGCCGUAUUAAGGAUAUACGAUUAAUGAUGAAACAUAUUUUGAAGGAUAAAACAAAUGUCGAUCUAUAUAACAAUUGUUUUGAAUUACACGCUGAAGGCGAUUUAAUGAUCACGGGAACGAAGAAGAAACUACAUGUGAUUAUAUUGAACAAUAUGUUAUUGAUUGUCAAAGAACAAAAAUGUGGACUGUUGGAAUACAAAACUCACAUAAAGAGUCGGAACAUAACUGUGAUUGAACAUGUGAAAGAAAAUCCACUAAGUUUUCGUUUAGUAUCUAACGCGGGAUCCAAACAUUCGUUUACAUUGCAAGAAUGAUGAUUUAUAGCUCGUUCUUUGCACAGUCGUCCGUCUCUAUAAAGACAUUUAAUUGUUUUUACGAGUAAUACAUAGGUAGUAUGGCAUUAUAUAAUACUAGAGUUUUUUAAAUCUCACGCAUAUCCGUUUACGGACGAAGUUUGCAGAUAAAGUGAACCUUGGAAAAUCUAAGUAGACCGAACCAAUGGUUGCAGAGCUUGAAAAAAAAAGUAUCGAGGGCCAAGUAAUAACGAGUGUUGUAUACCAAUCGGGACGUGAUGGAUUUACAGAUACCAAACAAUGAGUCAUAAUAUUAUACGUAUUAGUAUAGAGUUCUAA
Molecule: messenger RNA, 1368 nt
Organism: Aphis gossypii (cotton aphid)
Lineage: Eukaryota; Metazoa; Arthropoda; Insecta; Hemiptera; Aphididae
Product: pleckstrin homology domain-containing family G member 1-like
Exons: 8
Coding region: 139-1050 (303 amino acids)
Molecular function (GO): guanyl-nucleotide exchange factor activity
Source: RefSeq, a predicted model, not a curated record